Messenger RNA from Ooceraea biroi (clonal raider ant), 4715 nucleotides. It is a transcript of the gene dgo, whose product is annotated as ankyrin repeat domain containing protein 6 diego. Lineage: Eukaryota; Metazoa; Arthropoda; Insecta; Hymenoptera; Formicidae. Gene Ontology annotation, molecular function: protein binding. The record is from RefSeq and is a predicted model, not a curated record.
UAUGAACGAGAUAAAUUAAACGACAAGAUAUUAUGAUCUAAUCGUGUCUUUUUUCAUUGAAAACUCUAAUAUCAAACAUUUUACAUACAUUCAACACAUUUUCUAUCUUUUACAUUUCGUUUUUAUUAUAUUAACACAAUUUUGGUGAGAUUAGAUAAUUACUUAAUUAUGUUUAGCUACGUUCCAAUUAUAUUUAACAUAUUUAAAAAUCACAGAGAGAAGUAUGAAUGCGCACCAUUUCUGUAAUAACAGAAAUGCUUCAUUCAACAGCAGUUUACGAUUUAUAUAAAUCUCAAAUUUUGCAAUUGUUUCUUAUUGCAUCUAUACGGUUUCUUUAAGUGGGAUUACACUCUAUAGCCUUCGUUCCCUUCUUCGUCAACCCGGGUUUUACCGGCUUUCGAUGGCUUGAGCCGUUCCUGAUUCAGGUCCGUGGAAGACCGCUCGCUCGUGCGAUUCGCGGCUUUCUCCCGACGCGACCAGUCUCAAUGCGGCUGCCUUUCCGAGUCUUCCGGUCGAAGGAACGCAUCCUCGAGAGUACGCAGAGCUGAGUUAAUCAUUGAGUUAACUGCGUACUGUGAGACACGUCGCAAAUUAUGCCGUCAAUGGGAAAACGGUUAAACCGCGCGCGAGCGCGCGCGCGCAAGUGCCCCUGGACAGUCUUGAGUGUUCUGUGACUGCUCCUGUAGAAGAUGUCGGAAAUACGGGGGAGAAAGUAGCAAGUUUGAUCGGCAAGUUCGAUUACGAGUGAUUAAGGUGUGUAGUUUCAUUGCUGUUUAACGUGAGGAAGUCUCUGGAAAUUUUUAGUUUGAAGAUUCGCUUUCCUCCACUAUACUGAAGACAACUGCUGCAAGAGUGAAGAAACGAAGCAACACUACCGACCAUUUUGCUUGAAACAAUUUUGAAAUUUCUUUCGAAAAGAAGUAAAAAUUCUUGUUCCUAAUUUAUUAUAGAAGGACUUUUAACAAUCCAAAAUCUAGGAAAUCUUAACCAGACGGUGCGGUCAUCGAAGAGACAUCUUGAUCUUUCAUGUGUGCUUUGCGGAUCAUGCAAUGCCGAAUAGACUAGUCCAAUGUGGUCGUAAAAUCUGAAUAAAACUUGAGAUUUCAACAAGUUUUAUCGGUUUUACCACUAUUCGAGAGUAAUACGACACCGUUGCCAACGAAUCAUGCGAAAUUUUUAUUCAUGCGGAAUGUGUGAUGAAGUCAGUAGUUCAGUACAUCGUCAAAUGAAGAUAAAAGAAAAAUUUCGUGAAAGUUAAACGCGAUUCAAGAUAGUAAAAAUUCAAAUUUUUGUGAAAUCCGGCCUCUACAUCCAUAUCUCGCAAGGUGCAUCGACUCCGUAGAGAAUCCUGCAUUCCGUGGCGGCAAUUUGAUUUCCUGAAAAAAUCCCAAGUUGCAACGCGGGGUGCCAUCUUGAACGUUGUAGCGUGACAAAUGAUCUCGUCGUAAAGUAAAUCCCGUCGGACCGAAUAUCAUUACGCCGACGAUGAUCCGCUAUAGCUAGUGCUCAACGAUCUCCGUGCUACGUGAUAUCGGUAAGAAGAUCGAGAACCAUCCCUUCCUCUCUUUGUGCGACAGCUCGUUCGAAGUGGCAUAAGAAAGUGGCGGUGUGUGGCUUUGUGCUUUUAGCUCGCCGGUGGAUUUUUGCAAAAAGCAUAAUUGUCCGACUGUUGUGCGACACGGAUUAUAAGGAUUAUUCUCGCAAGUGACGUCUUCUGUGGAUAUAAGCGUAUAUGGCCGACGCGCGACUGGAAUGGCAGAAAAAUUGUGCGAGGCGGCUGCUCGUGGCGACGUUCCUCGAGUUACACGCUUGCUCGACGAAAACGUUAAGCCGUUGCCCGAUGAGAAUGGCCGAGGGCCCCUGUUGCUGGCGGCGGCAGGUGGUCACGUGGAAGUGUGUGAGACCCUGUUGCUGCACGGCGUCGAUGUCAGCGCGGCGGAUGACCAUGGAAACUCGGCGUUACACGAGGCAUCAUGGCGUGGCUACAGUCGGAUUGUGGCGGUUCUGGCGAAGGCUCUCGGGACCCAACGGGCCCCACUGCAUGCCAGGAAUCUUGCCGGAUUUGCACCGCUUCACCUUGCCUGUCAAAACGGCCAUAAUCAAAGCUGUCGAGAACUCCUCCUAGCCGGCAGCAAUCCCGAUCUUCAGAACAACUAUGGUGAUACACCGCUUCACACUUCCGCGCGUUAUGGCCAUGCCGGAGUGACACGCAUACUAAUUUCAGCUCUCUGCAGAGUGUCUGAUCAGAAUAAAAAUGGCGAUACCGCUUUGCACAUAGCUGCAGCGAUGGGCCGCCGGAAGUUGACGCGGAUUCUCCUGGAAGCCGGUUGCGACCGGAGUCUACGGAAUAAGCAGGGCGAAACGGCGAGGGAUAUUGCCCGUCGUAAGAACCAUACCGAAAUCUUGGAGAUUAUCUCUAAAGCUCGCAGUAAAAGCCGAGCGCGCAGCAAGAGCCGCGAGCGUGACUCAGUGGACGGCAAAGUGGACGACGACAAAAAGGGCGAGAAGACCGGAAGUGGUAUCUGUGGUGGUUUAAAGAAGGACCGAAAGAAGCACAAAUCCAACGGCAAGCAACACAAAGUUCGUUUCGAAAAAGCCAUUAUGGGCCGCCAGUGGUCACCUUACGGUUGCCACUAUUAUCCGGAUUUGGAGGCGUUCCCUCAACCACGUCUUGAUUCCCUACCGGCGGAUCCUCUUGGACGGGGCGAGCAAUAUUACCUGGAUCUGGCGGGCAAUAUCAGGAAAGGUCCGGUGGGUGUGGGAUACACGUGUUACUGCGCGCCGUUCUUCCGGCACAUGGAGGCGAAACUAGAGCGAGACAAGGCCGAGCUGAAAGCGCACAUUGAUCAGGCUCACGAGAAGCUGGAUCUGAAGGUGGCGAAUCUGGAGAGGAGAACCAGAGGGCAGAUCUCGGAGCUGACCAGGUGUGUUCAACAGGAGCGGUCCAGGUGCGACGAGAGGUACUCGCACCUUCAGCAACGCCUGCAGCGAGGUGUCAAGGGCAGAUACAGCGAGAGACCGGCGAAAACCAAUUAUCAAUCGGAAGUGGUGCUACGGACGAGGACGAGGUCGUUGGAGGACUUGUUGGAUGAUCGACCACAGGACCGCAGUUUCGAGAUUCCCGGGGAAACGCCAGUUCACCGCGGAAGUUUAGAUGACCUUGAUAUACCAGCCAUACCCAGGCUCAGUACGUCCAUGAGAGAUCUACCUUCGGGGUCUGGAGUGAUCAGAUCGACGCUGAGGGUACUGGACAUCUCCCCGAGACUGAACGAGACUUUCGACGGAGUUAUCAGGCAGAAUGGAAUGGCCUCGCCCUUAGAUCCAGUAUCGACACAGUCACCUCUCGUAGAAGGAAGACGUCAGCAAAUAAGGAGUUGCGCAUCGUAUGACGUGCACAGCAUGAACGUACCCGGGGACGAAAAUACAAUUCGAAACAUUGGUGAUGAGAACACGACGGAAUGGAACGGUGGCCGUCGCAGUGUUCAUGAAAUGAUCAAGAGGUUUCAACAAGUACCUGAUAUGCAUAACGGCUGGCGGAGGAUUUGCUCCGGGGACAACGAACCAACCAGUCUAGACGUACACACUAAAUGCUCGCAAAAUCAAAGAGCGCAUUCUCAAGAUAACGAGAGCGAGAGCAGCGAAGGGGAGGACGACGCCGAGCAACCCGAAGCGUACAAGGGGUCGAACUGUAGAAAAGGUAUCCCCGAAGACGUGCAUUACGACAGCAUCGCGAGGAUGCCGUACAGAUCACGUAAUCCCGUGUACAGUCUGACACCACCUUUGCACGAUACUCAUAAUGAUUCCGGGUACAGUACUCGCAUGUAUGGCUCCAGCAAAGGCGCGUCACCUUCAUUAUCAGGACAACUAGAAUGUGACGUAAUCCUGCCACCCUCGACAGGAUCAUUCACCAGUGGAGAACAGCUUGCUGCUUUGCUGGAGCAGCCGAGAGGACACGAUCUCACGGUUUACGAGCGAGGUGCCGAUAAUGUUGUCAUCAACAUCAGCACUGCCAGUCUGGUUUAGCUGAUGCCGCCGUUCCAAAAUGGGAGCAAAAUAGCUUUUAAAAUACAAUCGAAUUACAUUGUACAUAAAAUACAUGCAAAGUGCUUCAGAUCUCGAAGCUACGAUCAUUUUGUUAAUAUUGUCACUAUUGUCAUUGAGUGUCAUAUCCGUCCGCGUUGCCAUGACUUUAAUUUACAAAAAUAGAAAUAAAUUUUAAGUAAGAGAAUAUAACGAUAUUUAUUAUUUGUGUAAUAUACGUGAGGGAGAAUUGUACAUGUGCAAUGUAAAUGUACAUUGCAAAAAUACAAAAAUGUGAGCUUAUAAUUGAGGAUUAUCGAAACGGUUAGUACAGAUUCUUUGGCUACGUUAUUCUUGUGUCAAUCUCAGCUUACUCCUAUAUUAGUUCCGAUACAUAAUUUGUAUAUCUUUUAUUUAUACAUCCGGAGAAAGCUGUAGUAAAUUUUAUUGACAUUCGCAUGGACGUCAGCCAAAAUUAACAAUCAACAAAGUUAAAUUGCAAACAAAAGAUUCAUUUUGCUGUGUAAGUUAUUUCUGGGUUUUUAUUCUUACUUUUCACAUCAUAAUUCAACAUGUCCACACAUGAAAACAGAAAACAUUUUUACAUAGUUACACAUCCACAUUUAUCGUGCGAUGUUACAUACAAUUAUUUCAAUAUGUAUAAUGAAUAAAAAUAAACAUAUUAAUUAAAGUAU